AUGUGGGGCGAGAGCGGCGCGGGGAGAAGCCCGCAGUGCGGGGCCUGGCGGGCGCAGCCAAUGGGGAGCGCGGACGGCGGCGCGCGCGGCGGGGGGGCGGGGGCGGGGCGCUAUUUUAGCGGGGGCCGCGCGUCCACCGCUCUCAGCGGCAGAACGGAGCGGAGCUGGCGGACCGCGGCGGGGAGUUAUCGGCCCCUGGCUGCGGGAGCCGGAGACCGCGGCGGCGGCGGCUGCUGCUGCUGCUGGAGGAGCCCAGGGGACACCACCCCUGCCUGCGCUCUGCCUCGGGCCAUCGCUGCUCCCCAGGGGCCCGUGCGGACUCGCCUCGGUGAAGGUGAGCUGUGGGUGGGGGCGUCCCCCGUGUGGCGGACCUGUGCCGGUCGCGUGCCGCUCCAUGCGCCCCGGCCUCGCCGCGGUGGCCCUGCGGCUUCUAUAGCUGGCUCCAAGGCCUGUAACAGGGCUGGCCCAGCAGUCCUCCGCGUUGACGGUCCGGGCAGCACCGCGCGCCCCCGCCGCCCCUCCCUCCCGGCGCAGCCCGGUCUGCGCCACUCUCUGCCCGGGCCACCCUCGUGGUGCUGCUGGAGGCCUGGGCUGCGGAGCUGCCGCUGCCCCCGCCCCCGCCCCCCGGGAGUCUCCCGGCGCUGCGUGGAGGCCCCUAGUAUCAGGGGCCGGGGAAGAGGGGGUGGAGAGGGCUCGGGCGUGACGCGGCUCCUCCUGCCGCCACCGCCACCCUCUGGGGCGUCCUUCCUGCAGCUAGGACGCCCAGUCACUCCAGCGCUGUUCCAGGCCGGGCGGGGGAGGGCGGCCGACCGGCCGGGGCCGGAGAUGGAGGGGGGAGGAUGCUUCCUCGUUCCCCAGGUGCUGCCCUUCGGGACCGCAACGCUCUGGGGGAUGGGAUGAUGGAGGGAUACGGCCCCCUGGAGAGCCCAAAGGGGGAAGUAGCAGUAGUAGGGUGGCUUUUAAUUACCGUAACAAAGUUGCUCCUUUGGACUUUGGGAAAGAGGCAGUGGAGCAGGUGAGCUUGCAGGCAAAAUGGUGCCAAUUUCAUACUUUCACUCUGCUGUCUAACCAGGCCCCACCCCCACCCCUGGGUUUGUAAACAGUGCCCCCUUCUGAGUGGUAACCUGGAAUAGGCCACCAGGUGACACUAGUUUUUCUUCA
This is a messenger RNA of Cebus imitator (Panamanian white-faced capuchin), 1161 nucleotides long. Its product is annotated as translation initiation factor IF-2-like. NCBI's taxonomy places the organism in Eukaryota, Metazoa, Chordata, Mammalia, Primates, Cebidae. The record is from RefSeq and is a predicted model, not a curated record. The transcript has 3 exons. Bases 1 to 900 code for a protein of 299 amino acids.